ACACACACACACACACACACACACGUCGCACAUAUCGAUUGGAAACGAUUCACUUUUGCACUAAUCGUUGCCCUGGAUACAAAUCAAUCAACGGACCGUGCGAAAUUCCCCGUUUGCUAAAACAAAACCAGUCCGAUAGUUGCGAUGUCCAACGAUGGGAGCAACAAAAGUUCGAACUCGCACUCCGAAUCGUCGAGCAGUUCCCCGAACCAAAACCAGCCGUACUUCCACUUGGACGGGAAAGAUUCCAUGUCCGAUUUGAGUUCCUCGACGUUUUUCAGAAGUGGAACGGUCAGAAGAGUCAGUGCCGGUUCGAAGAAAGACGUGGAGGUGGAAAAGGAAGAGCAGGAGGAGCAGGAGAAAAGUCCUGAUGCCAUUGUGCCGGAACGAUACAGGAAAUCGCUCGACAGUACGUACAGACACAGUUUGGAAUCGAUACAUGAGUACAAGACGUACUCGACGUCCAGUUUGGUACAAAAUUCUUCGUCGGACCUGCAAGACUUCGCUCAAAUUGACAAUGACAAGACGAUUAUGAGCCAAAGUUCGAGCUACCUGAGCUGGAUCGAAAGCGUGAACAGCGAGUAUUUCGGAUCGGGUGCUCCCAGUAACGAUUUCAACGAUUGCGACAACAAGGUCGGCGAAUGGAACAACUUCUGGUUGAACUACAAUAGUGCACGCAGUAAAUAUCUCUCCAGCACCUAUUUAUAUUCGCAAGAGGACAAGGAGAAGGAUAAAGUGGAGGACUUUUCGGAAGUGAAGAGUACGUGCAGCACUCAGAGAGACCUGACCGACAAGGGUAGCAGCGAGUGCGUGACGUUAACGUUGGAGGAAGUGAACGAGGCGCUCCGGUGUGUGCAAAAGGUUGUCGACAUUUUGCAGAUUGCCUCCAGGAGGGCCGAUCACGACUUCGAAGAUACGAACAAUUCGUUUUAUUCUCAGAGUUUUACCAGACAGAGUUCCUCUAUCAAAGAAGUGGACGUGGCGACGGUCGUGACGCGCGAACGUUCCUUCUCCUACGCCGUGGACGCACAAGACCUUCAAAAACAGAAACUGCUUAUGAAAAACACUCCUCAGUCUUCGAGCACGAGUUGCAUCAACGCACUCUUGAACACCGGCGUAGCCGACAUGUUGAAGAGGGUUAUUACCAAAAGGAAGGAUGGCGCAUCGACUGAAGAUGGACGAGGAUCAUUUUCGGGAUCGUUUCCGGACUGGUCCAGUGCCAAGUGACGGUGUGAUAAAGUAACAUAAUUGUACUUUUUGCCGAGAUGCUUUAAAAGCAAAUGUGUGCCAGUUAAUUGAUUUCUUAAAUUGUAUUCGUAUUUGUGAAUUGUGUUUUUAAUGAGAAUCAAUAAAAUAAUCGAA
Aethina tumida (small hive beetle) is the source of this 1362-nucleotide messenger RNA. RefSeq lists its product as uncharacterized. NCBI's taxonomy places the organism in Eukaryota, Metazoa, Arthropoda, Insecta, Coleoptera, Nitidulidae. The record is from RefSeq and is a predicted model, not a curated record. The transcript is spliced from 2 exons. Bases 145 to 1227 code for a protein of 360 amino acids.